Molecule: messenger RNA, 1726 nt
Organism: Lathyrus oleraceus (garden pea)
Lineage: Eukaryota; Viridiplantae; Streptophyta; Magnoliopsida; Fabales; Fabaceae
Exons: 2
Coding region: 274-1512 (412 amino acids)
Source: RefSeq, a predicted model, not a curated record
UGUACCAUUUCAAAACAGACUACACAUUGAUUCCAAGGGUAUUACUCGUCUAAACCAAUUCAGGUUGGCGUAACUAAAUUGAUCAUAAGAAAGAAACUCUUUUUUACUUUUCAAUCCUUCUCUUCUAGUCUCUUCUCUUUCCAACCUUCCUCAUCACGCUAUAUAUCCACGAUAAUACCCACUCCCAUCAACCAUUCUUUUCACACUGCAUUUUAUUUUCUGUUAGUUUCAUUACACGUAUCACGUGAUUACAAAAAACUCGGUUGAGUUGAGAUGGUUAAAACUCCUAGAAAAUUUAUGAAUCCUUUUAGUAAAUCCAUUUCCGAUACUAAUCGGCGUUUCAUUGUGUUAAUGAUUCCUCUUCUUGCUUUUAUUAUAUUAUUCUCCUUUCUUUUCGACCUUCCUUUUCAGAAAGUUAAGAAUGGCUUUUUCAGCAGCGAUUCUUCAUCAUCACCUUCGAAAGAUGAACUGUUACGAUCGAAAAUUGCAGUGUGUUUGGUAGGUGGUGCUAGAAGGUUCGAAUUAACUGGACCUUCGAUAAUGGAUAUGAUACUGAAAGAAUACCCUAAUUCUGAUCUUUUUUUGCAUAGUCCGUUAGACUCCGAUGCAUUCAAAUUCUCAUUGUUGAAAUCUGCUCCGAGAAUCGCCGCCGUUAAUAUAUUUCAACCUCAACCGUUGCCGGAGAAUGAAACUUUUGUUCGAGUUCUAUCAGCUCAGAACUCGCCUAACGGAAUCCAGGGGCUUAUUCAAUAUUUUGACCUAGUGGAAGGCUGCGUAACAAUGAUAAAAUCACACCAAAUAAAAAACAACAUCAAGUACGAUUGGAUAAUCAGAACACGUGUUGACGGGUACUGGAACGGCCCACUCGGUCCAGAAAAUUUCGUUCCGGGUCAAUACCUGGUCCCAUCCGGUUCAUCCUACGGCGGACUCAAUGACCGGUUCGGUAUAGGUGACCUAACAACUUCAACAAUAGCAUUAUCUCGUCUCUCUCUCAUCCCCAAACUAGAUUCUGCUGGAUUCUCAAAUCUCAAUUCAGAAUCAGCCUUCAAAGCGCAACUCACAACUCAGAAAGUAAGCUACCAAACAAAACGACUCCCAUUUUGCAUAAUUUCGGACCGGAAGUACGACUUUCCACCGACCCGGUUCGGUGUACCGGUUGCAGCAUUGUCGAGCCGCGGUCCGUUGAGUGGAACUAAGUGUAGACCGUGUAAACCGGUUUGUGUAGGUGUGUGCGUGGAGUAUGUGAUGAUGUGGGUUGAGAAGGGAUGGAGUUGGACCGAUUGGGCCGAUGGGUCACUCGAGCUGUGUAAUGCUGAGGAAAGUUGGGAAGAUGGUUGGGAAAAGGUUUUUGAUAAAGUUGCUGGAAAGAAGUUUGGUGAUGCUAGGAAGAAAAUUCACUCUAUGAAUUUUGAUGAUUGUAUUCAUGAUUUCAUUCAGUUGAAAAAUCUCACUGCUCAAUGGAAUGCUCCUCCCAUUGAAGAGAUUUGUGCUUUGGGGUUAACACAUUCUUGAACAAAAUUGAUUUUCCUUUUUUUUAGUAUUCCACGUGUAGUUUAGCGUCUCCGGAAAUCAAAAUUGGCCGAACAUAGAAAACAUAGAAAACAAAGAAUGAAAGAUACACAGUAUAUUGUUUUGGUUUUUUAGGUUAAAAUUUUGAUAUACUGGUGGGUGGUGGCAUCAUAUAGAGAUAUGAAAUGAUGUUGAUAUUAAAUUAGUUUUUAUUUUA